AUGGAAAGUAGACGCUCUUUCCAUCCUCAAAUCGAAGUACGUAGUGAGAAGGCUUCCACAGCUGCCCAACUCGGUCAACGAGUCUCUAACUUGGCCACCAUGGAGGAAAUCUGUGUAAUCUUAUAUUCUGCAUAUUUAGGAGAUGUACUUUUCAGUCCCAUUGCGGUGUCAGCUUUCUUGUGUCUCUUGGUGGCCGCAAGACCACGCUCUCUGGGUCCAUCUGGCACGGCCGUGUACAGCAUAAGGUGGUAUUUUGGGGUCACAGCUGCUCAAUUGGUUUGCAAAAGGCUCAACAGAGGCCCACUGGUGCCCGAACAUGAGCAGCAUACUCUUCAGGCGCCAGUUGGGUGCAGUUUUCUAUAUAUGUGUCCCGGCAACCUCGCUUACUACUUCCAGAAUUCACCGCUAAAUAAAAGUCUGCAGACACAUGGCAUUGCCAGCAAUGAACAGGACGACGAUUUCGGGUACCACGAUCUCCGCCAUUCGCAUCUAAAACUCUAUAAAGCCAGUCAGGGCAAAUUUUCAUCGAAAAGCACGUCGAGCCGUUGUCCACAAUUUCCACUGUUUUUUGGUAGCAAGCACUCUUUAUUUUUGGAGGCCCAAUUUAGUGCUUCCAGAUCGCUAGCUGACCUGCUGCUUCACUUCGAAGACACAAUUUUUACGCUCACAGUUCAACCUUGCCGAUCAACACAUUUCUCUGCUCAACAUACGGUGAUCGGCUUCUUUACUUGCUGCAUCUACGCGGAAUCGCUCACCGUCUACUCUCUGCUCUGGAUGGCCCGCAAAAUAAGGCUUCGUGGACUCUGA
Molecule: messenger RNA, 807 nt
Organism: Ogataea haglerorum
Lineage: Eukaryota; Fungi; Ascomycota; Pichiomycetes; Pichiales; Pichiaceae
Exons: 2
Coding region: 1-807 (268 amino acids)
Source: RefSeq, a predicted model, not a curated record